AUGGCAGACGAAAUCCAGAUCUCUGAAUGCAAUGGAGAUAGACUUCCUGAAAUACCACAGCUAACCAAUAUUAUAGAUCAAAUGGAUACAUUUACAGCAUGUGAAACACGUGAGAAUAAUCCAGUGUGUCCAAGUGAAAGUAAAGAGGGAUCUGGUAUAUGCUUAGAAGAGAAGAUUGAUUCUUUGGAAAUCAAGGAAAACACUGAAAAAGAGCAUCAGGCAGAACAAGACACAGCUGCUGAACAAGAUUCUGGAAGGUUAACCAGCCAUAAUACCCACUCUGAGGAGCACAACAAUGGAGAAGAUUGUCAGACCACAUUAGUAACGCUAUACACUUUUACAGAGGUGGAAGGUGUCAAUGUCCCACCACAUGACUCUCCAGGUCAGGAAGAAACCACCAAACCAGAAGAGCAAGAGGAAAACAAAGCAGAAGCACAAGAUAUCUUUAUGUACAAGCAGGCCAAAACCCUUUCAGAAACUAGGGAAGAAGAGAUGCUGACUGAGACAGAGGAAGAAAACACAUCCAUUGAAACUGACAAUGAUAAUGGACAAGGGUCAUGUGAUGAACAAGAAAAUAGACCCAGGCCAAUCUUCUCGGUCAGUCCAAGUGGCAGCCUUCUUGAAUCCAACUCAGAUCAGCAAGAACCUGGAAACCGGCCAGACAUCUCCAGGAAUAAUUAUUCCAGAUACGACACCGUAUCAUAUCGGAAGAUCCGCAAAGGAAACACAAAACAAAGGAUAGAUGAAUUUGAAUCUAUGAUGAAUUAA
This is a messenger RNA of Staurois parvus, 768 nucleotides long. Lineage: Eukaryota; Metazoa; Chordata; Amphibia; Anura; Ranidae. The record is from the annotation of a GenBank genome assembly.